UAUAUGUGGUAGAGUUACUUUUGCUACUAUCCGUUAUAUACAUUACCAUUUUGGCUCUAUAAAGAUUGCUGUCAUAUAUGCUCCUGCAACAGUAUCAAGACCCCGGGCCUUUUCCACUUCUAUUCUUCAAUUGACACAAUUUGGCCAACCUGCUCCUUCAUCUCGUUUCCUCUUCCUUAAACAUUUCAACUAUACUUACAGCUCUACUUCUUCAUACCCUUGUCAUACAUCUCUACCGUGGUUGCACCACGUUCAUGAAACCUUAAUUGAUUGUGUCACUGAUGAAGGUCUAGCCGGCCUCAAAUACGAGCCUUCCGUAGAUUACGACAAUCCUAUACGAGCUGAUUAUUUUCUUACUACGAUUACUCUAUCUUUCGGUACAGCUCAUACCGAAAGAGGUUUAUGGUGUGCUGACUCUCGACUGAAAAUACCCUCAUAUUUCCAAGAACGCUUCUCUGUGUCUUUACAGGGUAUCUUUCCCAGUUUGACUCAAUUACCUUACCCUUAA
Phycomyces blakesleeanus NRRL 1555(-) is the source of this 508-nucleotide messenger RNA. RefSeq lists its product as hypothetical. The transcript is spliced from 2 exons. Lineage: Eukaryota; Fungi; Mucoromycota; Mucoromycetes; Mucorales; Phycomycetaceae. The record is from RefSeq and is a predicted model, not a curated record. The annotation marks the transcript as partial.